Molecule: messenger RNA, 558 nt
Organism: Arctia plantaginis
Lineage: Eukaryota; Metazoa; Arthropoda; Insecta; Lepidoptera; Erebidae
Source: the annotation of a GenBank genome assembly
AUGAUUGAUGAGUAUACAAAUACAAAAAGCUCUAUAGUUAUUGAUUCUGUAAACCAAAUGUCUUUACAUAUGGGAUGGAGCGAAUUUUUAAAUUGUAUAAAAAAGUUACAAGUCAAUUCUAAUGUGAACAGGUUGAUAUUAAUAUUACAUAAAGACUGUGUUUUACAUGGUUCAAAAUUGCAGACCCAUUUAAAUCAUUUGGUAAAUGUAAUAUUAUCAUUUAGUAAUACCAAUGGUAGUAACAUAUUUGUUACAAUAAAGAAAGGUAACAAAGUCAUCAGGUCUGAAGAAAUUAUAUACUAUGACUCCAAAUUGUCUAUAUUAAGAUUAACUCCAGUCAUAGCAGAGGAGAAAAAGGAGGAGGUGGAAGAUAAACCAUUACCUGCCAAUCUUUCUACAUUCAAAAUUGAGGUAGAUCAAACUGACAAAAUUCAGAAAUACAAUUUGAAGUUACCUUACAUGAGUAAAAUACAUGAUGGACAAAGUAAAGUGUACUAUGAGCCUGAUGCAGUUGAUGACUGGGAUGAGGAAGACCCUGAUGAAGACCUUGAUAUUUAA